Raphanus sativus (radish) is the source of this 3946-nucleotide messenger RNA. RefSeq lists its product as uncharacterized. Bases 2543 to 3946 code for a protein of 467 amino acids. The transcript is spliced from 8 exons. Lineage: Eukaryota; Viridiplantae; Streptophyta; Magnoliopsida; Brassicales; Brassicaceae. The record is from RefSeq and is a predicted model, not a curated record.
UUAUCAUCUUAGCCUGCAUGAAACGCUGCGUUUUCCUUGAGGGUUAGACCCAUGUUCUUCUUCGUCUCUCUAGAGCUCAUGGCGAUUAGAGUUCCACAAUCGUUCUUUCGUCUUCUUCCUCACUGUACGAAACGAUACCAGUUACCUAAUAAUACUCUUAAAACCCUCCAUUAAUACAUCACCCACGAUCCUUCCCUCUAAGCAAUACAGUAAACUUAUAUCCAGAAUAUAGCUAACGCAGUGAUCUUCCUUUCCGAUCUGAGGACCAUACGAUGCUCAUCCACCGUUCAAGUCAGUUUGCUCUGCUUCUGGGAGGUCAGGAACGUCCGACGCGUCAGCGAACUCAUAGGAUUCGAUAUGUUGCUGCUUGAUUCUCAGUCGACCAUGAUGCCGGCGACGGUGAAUAUGAACCGGCUUGCAACUCACAGCCCUAAUCUGAAUACGGUUUCACUAUAUUCCCUAGCCGGUUUUGAUGUGCCCCGAUGUAAUCGGAAUUACCGACUGUCGGACUCCUCUAUGAUGUUUUGUUUCGGAAAGUCUACCUCUUUUGAUGAGAUAACCGAACCGGCUAUUCCGAUAGGUGUGGAAUCUUUUCGGUUCCGUAAUCACAGCGAGCUGCUUGGUCUUGCCAGCACAAACUCUCAGCUUCCAGACAUCGUCGGUGAGAUAGCUGCCGUGAAGAGCACUAUAACCGAACCUCUGCAGAACAAUAACCGUCUGACGGCAACCAUUAAAAUGGAUAAGUUACUAAUUGUUCCAUAUUUAUCAAUUUAGAUUCUAAUACUGGUUGUCUACUUUAAAAAGUAUUACAUUUUGAUCACUUUUUAUGUAAAUGUUAUCAGUGAUGUUUCGGUGACUAUGAGUCUGUUCGACUCACAGGCUGUCAAGCUCCACAAACAACUUGAAUAAUGGGUGGUGAUCCAAGGGUUCUGGUUCCAACCAGUAUCAACCCAAAAUUGUGGGAGGUCGUCUGUUUCUGAAUGCUACUUCAGGCACACACAUAUAUUUUGACAAGGAAACCACCGCAGGGGAGAAUUAUUCUACAGGCUGGUUGCCCAAUACACCGGGUUUCCAUCAGCAGCUCAAUUGCCAAAGAGCUACGUCAAGGAGAUUGAUUUCAUCUGCACCGUGAAGGUCACUGGUAUCAAGCUUAGAUAAUGGAUGGUGUUAUGUUUCUUACUCCAACCGCAUCAAGAAGCUCCAACACACUGUCUGAGCUUUCACCUGUCUGCAUUGUACUAAUACUAAUGCUGUUGGUGUCCUAAGAUAUCGGGUGGAGAUGUCCAUUGAAGAUGAAACUGCUGAAGGCCUCUUUGUUUGUUUUGGCAGGGUUAUGACAAAACUGAAUAAUACGAGAGCCUACGAAGCUGACCAUGUUUUGGCUGGUAUGGUUUGAACCCGGAGGACACUCAGGCACCUCCAUUUGUUGCAGGCAUGGAGUGUAGGGGACCUAGACGUUCCAGGUCAAGGUCGGUGCAUACAACUUCACUGCAAACCAUCAAACCUUUAUGAUCUCCCGCAUCCUUAGUGAAGGUGACCGUAUGCUGCUCCAUAAAUUUAUUGGCAAUGGAGGCGAUGAUGACAAUGGAGACAACAACAGUGGUGCCAUCUCGGUUCGUUCUAAGGUGGAGACUGGUGGUAGCAGUCAGGUGCAAGGAUCCUCGGAAGUUAAGAAAAAUGGAUCCUUUUUUUCCCCUGUUUUGUUGACAACAUGGUCUUUGAAUCUUGGUUAUUUUAUGUUUGUUUACAGACAAGCUUUAUAAAAUCUAGAAAAAAUUGCCAAAAGAGAACAUAAAAACAACUACAUUGUCCCUUUGCCAUAAAUCAUUUUUUGGUCUGUUUUGGACGUAGAUACCCUUGAAUAACUUUAGAAAAUCAUAUCAAUUAUUUUAACAGUCAGAAAAAUAUGGAAAAAUAAUCAAACUGUAUAUAAACAAGUAACUAUCAUAUGAAAAAUAAUUUUAUAGACUAAAUAUUAUUAUAUCAAAAUAUCAUACUUUGAUCUACGGACAGAAGAAAACUUAAUCUACCAACUACGGGCCGUAGAUAGUAUAUUCAUUAAAUAACUUAGUUAUCUACAUCUGGUAGAACAAUUAUAUCUACCAAUGUACACUUCUCUACCAUCGUAGAAACAAUCAGCUGCCAGUAAAUACAUUUCUACCACGGUAGAUUUGUUCAGCUUCCAUUUCCCUUAUUUCUGGAUUUCGGUUGAUUUCAUUAACUAUGUUUUCUGAUAUAUCUACUAAUGUUUGAUUGGCAUUUUCUACCAAAGUACUAUAUUCUACCGUGGGCGGGUUAUGCAGCCUACUGUUUUAUCUACUGUCUACGGCCGUAGAAGGUAUAUUCUACCAAGUGCGAAAUGUAUAUUUUCCUAAAAUAUCUCUAAAAUCUGUUGAGAAUAUAUUUUAAAUAAAUAUUUGCCUUAUUUUUCGUGUUUCCUAAGUUGGUUUUUUUUAAAAAAACGUGUUCUCUUCUUCAUCCUCAUCGAUCUCUUUUUUUCUUUGGAAACCAUCAAAUUUUUUUGAAUUUCUUGGUGAAGAAGAUGCAUAUUUAUGGUUCUUGUGGGAUGUGGAAGUUUGAUCCCCAAAAAGGGUGGGGAUUUGAUGUUGAUAUGAAAAAACGAGGCAGAGUACUAGUUUUGGAAUUGACAAGUUCCUUUGAAGAUCUAAGGGUUAUGGUUUUCAAGGAUUUUGGAAUUGACGAAAACGAUGUCGAGCUUGAGUUAAGCUACCUACCUAUGGAGUUAAUCGGCACCAUCGACUGUCCCCCAGUUAUCAUUGAGAAUGAUAGCCAAGUCAAAAAUUUUCUUACAUAUGUACGUGGAAAACCUUCGACAAGGUUGUGUGUGUCUACUUCGCUUAUGCAUGGGAACAACGACAGCAUUGGCGUUGAUAAGGAGGAAUCUAACUCGCCAUUCAGAGAGGUCGGUGAAGCUUCCUCGGUUUCAGCUAGAGAUGAGAGUGGUAGUUCAUCUGAUUGUAACGCGAACGGCUCAGAAGAAGAUGAUCAUCUCGCCAUACGUGGAAAAGAAGAUGAUAGGGGGAAAAGUGUUCGAUUUUCUUUGAUCGAUGUUGUGAAGAAGGGUGAAACGUUUCAAAACAAGUCGAUGUUGAAAGCAGCGUUGGAAAUGUCAGCUACGAAGCAUAACUUCGAUUACAAAGUUGUUAAAUCGGACAGAAAACUUUGGUACAUUCGAUGCAUUGACAACCAUUGCAACUGGAGUGUUCGUGCUGAAGGGUUAUCAGGCUCCACAUAUUUCAUCAUCAAAAAAUAUGUGGCGGAUCAUACAUGUGCUGCGUCGAGUAUGAAUAAUGGUGGUCGGAUACCUUCUGCAAAAACUAUUGGCAGUAUAAUAAUGCAUAGAUAUGAUGGUGUGAAAGAAGGUCCGAAGACUAAUGAUAUCAUACAGAUUAUGAGAAUGGAUCAUGGAUGCGAGAUAUCUAAGUCGUUAGCAUGGGAUGCUCGUGAAUUUGCAAUUCAUGUGGUUCGAGGUAUUCCGGAGCAGAGUUUUGGAAAAAUUCCGAAAUAUUUGUACAUGCUGAGGGAAGCUAAUCCAGGAACACAGACGUUUUAUGAAACUGAUGUUGAUGGUAAAUUCCGAUUUCUAUUCCUUUCGUUUGGGCAAUCAAUACGAGGUUUUCACACAUCCAUGCGGAAAGUUCUUGUUGUUGAUGGGACAUUUUUGAAGAGCAAGUACAAAGGAGUAUUACUUGUUGCUACAGCUUUAGAUGGAAACUCUAACUUGUAUCCUAUUGCAUUUGCGGUUGUUGACUCAGAAAAUGAUCGAUCAUGGGAUUGGUUUCUGAGACAUCUAAGAUCUUUAUUCAUAUUUGGAUCGCUCAAAGACUGCUUGAAAUGGAAUAUGAUUCGAAAUGUCCGUUUCAUAGCAUUUUACUUUAAUAUAAUAUAUCAUAACAUGAGACUGUACGUAUACGUCACUAUAUAA